AUGAAGAAGAAAGUUUCGUAUCACAUUGACAUAGAUGGCAUUAUAGCUGAAUCCCAGAGUGAGUGUGCUGCUAGAAAUGUACCUACUAUAUGUAAGGCAACUGAUAGAACAAACCUUGAAAAACUUUUUAAGUCCAUGACUGAACCUUCCCAAGACAUACAAGCUGCUCCUCUUAUCUAUGGAAAGAAGUUUGAAAAAUUUGCUAUUGACGAAUUUGUUAAACACAGGAUACAGUCGACCAAUGUGGAACAUUUGUUUGUAAAGGAACCACAGGCAUUGGACGAAGAAUUCGAAUGUCCCAAAUUAGAAGUCAAACGUGUCCCUAAUACGCAUAAACAGGCUAGAAUACCUCUUAACAAUCCCUUUAAUGAUAAAACAUGUUUAACAUUUGAUUCUUAUAGUUUAGCUGGUAUAGAAGCUAGAGUUGUGAAUCGAUGGCAAUUUCAUACAGAAGCCAUAAAUUGGGCUGAUGUAAUAUUUUCAGCAGGGGGAGAUGGAACAUUUCUAUUGGCUGCGAGUAAAAUAAUGGAUAAAUCAAAACCCAUUAUAGGUAUUAAUACUGAUCCAGAAAGGUAA
Lottia gigantea (owl limpet) is the source of this 576-nucleotide messenger RNA. RefSeq lists its product as hypothetical. The record is from RefSeq and is a predicted model, not a curated record. Lineage: Eukaryota; Metazoa; Mollusca; Gastropoda; Lottiidae. Gene Ontology annotation, cellular component: mitochondrion. Gene Ontology annotation, biological process: NADP+ biosynthetic process; NAD+ metabolic process. Bases 1 to 576 code for a protein of 191 amino acids. The transcript has 3 exons. Gene Ontology annotation, molecular function: NAD+ kinase activity.